This is a messenger RNA of Endocarpon pusillum Z07020, 1212 nucleotides long. RefSeq lists its product as uncharacterized. The transcript has 2 exons. The record is from RefSeq and is a predicted model, not a curated record. Gene Ontology annotation, cellular component: membrane. NCBI's taxonomy places the organism in Eukaryota, Fungi, Ascomycota, Eurotiomycetes, Verrucariales, Verrucariaceae. Bases 1 to 1212 code for a protein of 403 amino acids. Gene Ontology annotation, biological process: arachidonate metabolic process.
AUGAGCAGUUCCACGUCGGACGACAUGAGACCGUUGAAAAUACUGACUCUAGAUGGCGGCGGACUUCAGGCGUUGUCCACACUCAGCAUUCUGAGCAAACUUUGUGAUGCUAUUGCUAUCAACAAGGCCUCCGACCGAAAACCAGCACCCUACGAACUCUUCGAUAUCAUCGGUGGCAUAGGAACUGGAGGAUGGCUUGCGUUACUUCUCGGUCGAUACCGCCUGGACCUCACGCGCUGCAUGAGCAUCUACCUUGAGCUGGCCAGUGACCCACAGCUCCCCGCAACGAGAUCUCUGUUCGGCUCGAAACCGUACGCGCUGGAUCAAAAACGCCUGAUCUCCAAGAUCGACAGUAUCCUCGAAAGAUACGAACUGAACCCUUCACUUUUAGACAAUGAGGCGCAGAAGACGGAGGAAGGUAUAGAGGUUAGGUGCAAGCAUGCUUUUGCUGUCGGUGCAAUCCAGUCCUCUGACGAAGGCAACCGGGAAUACGACGUAUUCAGAGCAUACCGUACUACUACCAAGACACCCGGACCAUAUUAUCGCCCAGGCCCUGAUCCAGAAUCAUGCAAGGUUUCUUCUGUAUGUGCAGCUACCGGCGCGACCAAAUACCUCCUUCAGCCAUACACGAUUGGAUCGACGACCUACUCAGACAAUGGAUUCCCCAAUCCACAUAAUAUCACAGAAAUUGCAAUGGACGAAGCAUAUCACAUCUUCGGAGAGAAACCGCCCCUGUCUAUCAUAGUUAACAUCGGACCUGGCAUUCCUUCCGACCACGAUAUCGAAAAGCUGCAGAAACUGUCCCGAAAAUUCUCCUGGCCUUACUGGCUGCCGAGCAGCAAUAGAACAGGGCUGAGGAAAGCAAACACGCUGAAUACCAGUCCUACUUCUUCUACAAUAACCACAAGUGGGACAAAGUGGGUGGAGUCGCCUGUUCGUUCAGAUACCUCUUCGUCAGCAAGCUCUGAAGCGGAGGGGGUCGAGCGUGAGAUUGAAGCGAAAAUAAUCGAACGUCUCCACAAAGACUAUCCUGAUCAGAAGAUCUUUAUAAGAUUGGCACCUCCACCAGCGCAUGAUGAGCUUGCACUGAACGAUGUACAUGUCAUCAGCACCUCGAGUGAGGAAGUCGACAAGUUUUUGCGGCAGGAUACGACGAAGAAAUGUCUGAGGCAGGCGGCAGAAAGAUACUGUGUUACUUCCAGUGCUGCUUGA